Drosophila hydei is the source of this 2073-nucleotide messenger RNA. Its product is annotated as ATP-binding cassette sub-family G member 4. NCBI's taxonomy places the organism in Eukaryota, Metazoa, Arthropoda, Insecta, Diptera, Drosophilidae. Bases 6 to 1823 code for a protein of 605 amino acids. Gene Ontology annotation, cellular component: plasma membrane. Gene Ontology annotation, molecular function: ATP hydrolysis activity; ATP binding; ABC-type transporter activity. The record is from RefSeq and is a predicted model, not a curated record. The transcript has 6 exons.
AUUUGAUGAUAAUGGUCGAUAAUCCAGCAGCCGUCGUGCCAAAUGGCUUGACCAAGCCACAGCCAUUGGAACUGCUCUUCAGACAAGUCUGCUACAAGCUAAAAGGUUCAAAGCAGCCGAAGAAUCAAAUUCUAAAUGAAACCUGUGGAGCGUUUCGAGCUGGCCGCCUGACAGCCAUACUGGGACCCUCCGGAGCGGGCAAGUCAACGCUGCUCAAUGUCUUGGCUGGCUUUAAAGUCAGUGGCGUUUCGGGCCAGUUUCUGCUCAAUGGACAGCCGAGGGAUUUGCUUGCCUUUCGAAAAAUGUCUUCGUAUAUAGCUCAGAACUUCGAGAUGCUCUCGCUGCUCACGGUGCAGGAAACGUUGUGUGUUUCCGCAGAUCUGAAGCUGCCCACGGGCACAACGGCACUGCAAAAGCAAAUUAUUCUGGAUGACAUUAUCGAGGUGCUUAACUUGCAUUCGUGUCGGCACACGCUGGUCCGGGACAUUUCUGGAGGGGAACACAAGCGUCUGUCCAUUGGCAUUGAGCUGAUCACCAAUCCGCCGAUUAUGUUCUUUGAUGAGCCCACCAGUGGACUGGAUAGCGUGGCCACCUACCAGGUGAUGGGCUAUUUGCAGAAGUUGGCGCACAAUGGCAGAAUUGUGGUUUGUGUGGUGCACCAGCCCAGUUCGCGGCUGAUGCAGCUCUUCGACGAUGUCUUGGUGCUUGCACAUGGCGAAGUACUUUUUGCGGGCGCACAACGUGAGAUGCUGGAGAGUUUUCAAGCAGCUGGCUUUAGCUGUCCACAGUAUUACAAUCCCGGCGAUUUCGUGCUCGAGGUGGGCAGCGAGUCAUCCAAUCAGCGCUGCGAGACUUUGAUCGCACAAAACAAAUCCAAGUAUGAUAGCCUACAGAGCUUUGAUAGCGUUCCGGCGGAUGAGCAGACAGCUUUCAUUGAGCUAUCCAAGAGUGCGUCCGUGAAUCAAGUGCUGCGGCCCAAGGAGCAGGUGGGCUUCUGGUAUCAGCUGCGCAUACUUAUGCACAGACAUUUGCGUGCCAUGUCCAGGGAUGCAAUUGCCGUGCAGAUGCGUGUGAUUAUGCACGUUGUAGUUGGCCUGCUCUUGGGCGUGGUCUACUGGCAGAUUGGCAACGAUGCCAACAAGGUCAUAAGCAACGUCUCCUGCAUGUUCUUCAUCAUACUCUUCGUCUUCUCUGGCAAUGCAAUGCCCUCCAUACUGCUCUGCAUUCAGGAUGCGCCCGUAUUCAUCAGGGAGUACUAUAAUGGCUGGUACUCUCUCAGAGCCUAUUAUGUAUCCAAGGUGUUGGCCGAUUUGCCUCUGCAGCUGCUGUGCCCGAGCUUAUUUAUAGGAAUUGGUUACUUUAUGACUGGACAGCCGCCGGAGCUGGCGAGGUUUGUCAUGUGCUGGUGCAUCUGCGUACUGACCGCCUUCAUUGGACACUUUAUAGGCGUCAUUGGUGGCACCUUGCUAUCCAUGCAACUGGCCAUAUUCAUCGUGCCCACCAUGUCGAUACCGUUUCUGCUCUUCUCUGGCUUCUUUAUACGCAUGCGUGAACUGUCCUGGUUUUUGCGUCCCAUUUGUGAUUUCUCCUUUUUCCGCUACAUCUUCGAGGGACUCAUGCGUUCCAUUUACGGCUAUCAGCGCGGCGAUCUGCCCUGUCAUGAGGAUUUCUGCUAUUACAAGUCAUCCGAGCACUUUCUCAAAGACUUCGACAUGUUGGGCGAUAUGGUUCAUUCGGAUAUCCUGAUAUUGGGAAUAUUUCUACUCAUCCUGUUGAUCACCUUCAAUGUAUCACUGCAUGUGUGCAUCCGACGUGCGCUGUGAGAUAGCUUAAUUUGCAUUAGAGUUAGUUUAUCUAAAAUAUGAAUUUCUGAUGGAAUAGCAUAAUAAUUAAUAUAUAGAGAUAUAAGUAUACUCCAAGUGCGACUCCGAAUAGUUAUAAUAUAUACAAACAUAUAUACUAAACAAUACAGAUUGGAGAUGGUCCCUUCUGCCUCUAAUAUACAUUUGCAUACAACACUAACAUAUUUUGAAUAGGUUCAGGGCUCAAAUGUUUGGAUCAAGUAAAAACACA